AUGGCGCUCCUCUUCUGCACAGUUCCCACCCGAGUAUGGGCCGCCCCAGAGGGUCUUUCCACAGUUGUUGCUGCGGCAGCCAUAUCUCAGCAGACUGCCCCGGAACACUUUCCGACCCACAGAUUCGAGCUUGAGCGAGAGCAAGCUGUGCUACAACAGCCUCCGGCUAAUCGCUGCAUCUCACUGCCCACCAGCAUAUCACUUGUACAUGAUGACCACUGCAGCUGGCUGGGUGUAACGGUCUUCGCGCCACAUGCACAGCCCAGGUACUAUGCGAUGCCUUGCGACCCAGGCUCCCGGCUUGACGAUGUAGCCUCGCAGGUGUUACUGAGAGAACAAGCCACUCGGCCCGGAUACCAUUUCCUCUCCCCGGUCGUUCCUCAAAGACAUCCAGGUUUUGCAGCCUUUGUCCUGCAUACUGCAGAGGAUGACCGCCUUCGACAGGUCUCCGUUGUGGUUGAUCUGUCGCACGUGGGGGGGCAUUAUUAUGCUGCCUCUCUGCCAUGUGGUAGUACGGUGGCUGACUUCUUGGCAAGCGUGUACCGACAAACGCAUGUCGAUGACAGGCCACUGCGCUUGUGGCUACCCUUCACAGACACAGCGGCUGCAGACGCAGAUGUGCUAGAGCCGGCCCACGGAGAUGUUCUCACUGUCUUGUGGGAUGGAGUGCAGCCGUUACGGGGUAGGCGAAUACAGGCACUCUUCGAUUCCCCGAGGGCAUGGACCACACCGAGCCACAUGCCCACAAGCUUUUGUACGCCAGGGCAGCUUGUCUUUUGGCAGGAGGAAACAUUUUUCUUUCAUGCCAGGUUUUUUCCAGGCCUAAGCAUGCAACAGGCACUUAGCAAGGUGCUUAAGAUGCCAGAGGCCCGUCUCAGCUUCCAUGUCUCUGAUCAGCUUGUUGGGGUAGCUUUUCAAGGAGAGGCAUGUGAUGCAGUGAUCUUCGUGCAGGAAGCCAUCGAGUUUGAGGCUCCUGCACAGGCUGCUUCCAGAACACCUCGCACCGUUCCGAUUCUUUGCGAUGCCCGGCAGGUCGGCAGAGGUCUUCAGGUCAUUGCACAAUCAAGCCCAUCCAUCACUGGUGUCGAGGUUUUGCUCUCGCUUGGGAUGACUGUCGAUGAGAAAUAUGUCGUCCAGGUCUGCACUUCCGACCAGCAUCCCUCCAACAAGGAGCAAAUGCGCGUGGUUAGUGUUUGGGAGCCACACACGCGGCUUUUCAGACCGGCUUCUGCUCCCAAUCUCCUGCAGAGAUUGUACCAUGAUGCAGCUGACCUGCAUGACUUGGAGGCUGACCCUCCCACGGAUUCAGAAGGUGAUCAUGGUGACCCACCCUCAGGAUCGGAGGCCCAGGCAGAUUUUUCUGACUCAGACAGCUCCGAGCAGCCUGACGGCGCACAUACUGUUGAGGCCACUUUCAUGGUGUUUCGCAUGGAAUACCAGCCGAUUGAGCUUCAGGUCACACUUGCAAUGCCCUCCACUCUUCAGGCGUGCAUCGAUGCAGUGGACGGUGAACUUGACGAUUACGUAACAAGUCCUGUGCUGCUUCCCGCGCGCCCACAACUCUCGCAAGAGUGGGGCGCCUUCGUUGCCGUGCCCCGUUGGGCUGCUGAUGAGCCUCAUGCUGUGAUGGACCUUAGACAGUAUGACGGGCGUCUUUUUGUCGCACCUCUGCCAAGAGUUGCGACUCCAGCACACAUCCUGCGCUCAGCCGGUGCGCCUGAUGAUGGCACCUUGUCUGUGUUUCCUCAUGGUGCCGACCGGCCAUUGCUCCCAGAUGAGGAAGUUGAGUGUACGCCGGGAGGGACUAUUGCAAUAGUCCCGACCAGACAGCGCCCCUCGGCUCGUAGCCAAUUGACUCAUAUGCUGCUUGAUCCUGGGGCAUGGGCGUUCCCUGCCUUCCUCCCAGGCGGUUUGGGCGGUUUGCGUAGCCCCUACCUGUGUCUGGUCUUGGAGCAAGGCCAUCGCUUGCAUGUUCUCGACAAUCCGCCCGGGGAGCACCUUGAGCGCUUGGCUGCCAGAUAUGGUUUCCCCAGCCACAUGACCCGUGCACAGGUCACCAGGCCGCGGAUCACCGACAUGAACAUCAACGGUUAUCAUUGCAAGGGUGUGGCUGCAGUGUCGGGUGACAUGCCGAAUGUCCUUAUUCCACCCGGCCGGCUCCGUCCCGGGCACAUGCUUGCCGUCGUCGAUUGCCGUCCAAUCCUGCAGGGGUGGCAACUUCUUGCCACUACGGAUGGCACCAGUGACUUCCAGGAGCUUGUAGAUCUCCUCACGGUUUUUAUGCCAGAGGGACACAGACUGCACCUUGACAACAUUGAUUUGAGAGGGCCGUUGUUGCACCUCCAGCCAGGAGCGGUGUACGUCGCCUCCUAUGUUCCAGACAGACCUGCGACCGAGGAGGAAGACAGUGAUCUCCUGGAUGAUGCGCCCAGGGGCACGCCGCCCCAUGAUUUGACUCCUGAGGAACACGGUGAGAGCGAGGCCCCCGAGCAAGCACAGGCUGUCACGGUGUCCAUGUUGCAGACAGAGGGAAAUGCUUCGCUGUUGGUCUCACUGGUAAGUGACCCGGGUCCCCGUGCCAGUGCAUUCGCCUCUUUAGCGGCGCAGCCGCCAACAAGGGGUAUAGACGAACAGCCAGAAGGACCGGGCAGCCCUGUUCCAGUUUUCACAGUGCCACGCCCUGAGCUCGACCUGGUACAGGAACCUGCUGCCGCGCCUUUUGACGCCAGUUUUUGCAUUUUGACGCAGGAUUACUGGCCGGAACUCAUUACAGUCACACUUGGCGCCGAUCCCUCGGUCUCGGCUGCUCUAGCCACAGUCACGGAGGCGCGCGCGCCGGCAAAAAGACAGGCCUUCCCUAUCCUGAUCCCGGUUCGACCUCAGGCCUCACCAGGUUUCGCGACCCUCUUGUCCGUCCCAGCGUGGCAGCUGCCCGGCGUUCCAGUGCUAUUUGACUGCAGCCGCAUAGAUGGCCGCAUCUUCACAGCUCUUGUUGCAGACAGCAUGGACCUUCGCUCUCUGCUCAGUGUAGCUGAGGUUGUUGCCGCUGCAGGGACACUCGUUUACGUUGCGGACUCCCCAUGGCCUUUGGAACCAGGUCAGGUGCAGCCGCUCCAGCAAGGGGAUUUGAUCAUGAUUCUGCCGGUCGAGCAUGACUACCUCAUUCUAAGCAGUCUUGAAGAUAUGCUGCUUGACCCACACUGCUGGGCGAGGGAUCCUGCCUUGCCUGUUUCUGCCGUUCGCCAUUUCUGGAUACUCACGGAUGUCGAGUCGUUUCGAUAUCCUGUGACAGCUCAGAGACGACAUUUUCGUCGAGACGUGGCCGAGGACCUAGGCUGUCCGCCGGAUAGACAUGACAUCUGCGUGUACAGGGAUAGGGUCCUGCUUGACCCACAUGCUCACAUCGUGGGACUCCGAGACGGGGAGGUGAUUGUCGUCAUGUUCCAGCCCUGGCCGGAAGCAGAGACAGACAACGAGGACAUGCCCUCGGAGGAUAGCGACCCUGGUGAUGGCCGUGCGACCUCGACCGAGGCUGAGUCGGUGUACCCGGCCAGUGACAUUUCCUUCACGUUUAAGUUUGCCAUUUCCUUCACGUUUAAGUUUGCCACUUAUAACGUGCUCACCCUCUUUGAUCCAGCAGCUACCAAAGGACGGAAAGUCCGGGCGGGAGCUUACGGGAUGAUGAUCUCCGGCAAACGCGACCUGCUGAAGGCACAGAUGCAGGCGCAGGGGCUCUGGGCUCUUGGUCUUCAGGAAACAAGGCUUCCCGAAGAUGCGCAGCUUCCCGACAGUGACCCGGUGAUGCUCUGUUCAGGCGCUACCGCGAAUGGGUCCUACGGCUGCGCACUGUGGCUGGAUCUCAGAGUGGCCAUUGCUUGGCAGCAGGGGCGUCCCUGCUAUGUCACCAAGGAUCAACUCUUGGUUACCAGCUACUCUCCCCGCCAUCUUCAGGUACAGGUCGUGACCCCAUGGAUUAGCCUGACCAUCCUAGUGGCACACGGACCGUCGGUGGAUGGAGCUGACGUCUGCAGUGCUAGGGAUUUUUGGAGUUGCCGUGCCCAUGACCUGCACAAGCGUCCAGACAAUUCUCAAAUAGUUCUGCUUCUCGAUGCCAAUAGCCGACUGGGAUCCGUAUGCACGGCUGCGGUGGGAGGGCAUGAUGCCGAAACGGAGUGUGCGGUGGGCACGAUCUUCCAUGAGUUCCUUCACUCGGUGCAGUGCUUCGUCCCAUCCACCUUCUCACAACACCAUACUGGACAGUCAUGGACGUGGGUGUCCCCUAGUAUCCCUCCGGUGUAUCGGCGGCUCGAUUACAUAGGGGUACCUUCAGGAUGGGAUGGCUGUGAUAUCAAGACCUCCGUCUGGACGAGCAUUGAAGCCCUGCAACCCAGGCAGGACCACUUUCCUGUUAUCCUCUGUGCCAAAUUCGGCAAAGCCGCACCGCUUGCAGCCACUUCUCGAGCAGGCCGCUCGCCUUGUAGGCCACCGUUGGAUAUGAGCCCUUCGGAUCGAGCCCUAUACAUGGAGCAUUUGGCGACCUCUCCGAACCCAGCAUGGCAAGCCUCUGUUGACCACCAUUUCUCCUGUGUUGUCUCGGAUUAUCGCUCAGCAGCCAGGUUGGUCCAGCUACAGGCCCCUCCCAAGCCCAGGCAGUGCUACCUCACCCCAGAAACCUUGGAGCUCGUGCAGCACCGUGCCGCCCUGCGGGCCUACAUUAAGCAGGAACAGCAGGAAUCCAGUCGGAGGCUUGUGUUGAUCGCCUUCGCUGCUCUUGUCAGCCAUACGCAGCGUGUUCGCCUGACCCCCGGUGCUGCCACUCGAGCGGCACGAUGGUUAGCGGAAAUCGAUGUCAGCAUUGCACGUGCAGUUAUAGAACUGCGGCGCAGCACGCAAGCAAUCCGUGUUGCUGUCAAAGUCGACCGUACUGCAUAUCUCCAGGGCUUGGCGGCCCAGGUGUCCUUGUGCGACCUGAGAGAACCUCGGAAACUCUUCGCCGCAGUUCGCCGAGCCUUUCCCGCUGCCAAGACCUCCAAGAGGUCCAGCUUUGUUCCCCUUCCGGCCAUCCGCUUAGAGAAUGGUGAGAUGGCUGCCACCCCGGAACAGCGCAACCAGCGCUGGAGGGAAUACUUUGGUUCCCAGGAGGCUGGACAGGCGGUCACGGAUGAGCAAUAUGUCUCCCUUUUCCAGCAACCGGACAUACCAGUCCUUCCUGAAGGGCCCAGUUUCUGUGUACGGGAUUUGCCCACUCUCCUCGAUUUGGAGGAACACCUUCUUUCUGCCAAGAAGGGGAAAGCUGUCGGUCCAGACGGCCUGGCAGUCGAGGCGUACCAAGUUUGCCCAGGCAUGUCCGCCCUUAAGUUGUAUCCCCUUUUCCUGAAAUCCUUUCUUGGCAAAAUCUACCACAAAAUCCUGCGGGGAAAGCUGGCCUCACACUUGGAAGCGUUCAAGAAUGGGCAACAGGCCGGCACUUCGAGGGGUGUGGGCGUGGACACCAUCUCCCUGAUGGUUCGUUCGUUCCAGGGCUGCAUGAUGCGCCGCUCACAUUCCACGGCAAUCACAUUCUACGACCUGAAGGCGGCCUACUAUCGGGUGCUCCGACAAGUGUUGCUCAAGUCGCCCGAUGAGGACGCCGCCCUCUUGCGACUCUUGCAUCAGGCGGGCGUUCCCCUCCAGGCCGUUGGUGAGCUCUGUCAGCAUCUUCAGUCGCUGGCCACGCUGGCUGAAGCCGAGGUGUCAGGCCAUCUCCAGUCGGUGGUUGCUGACUUGUUCAGAGGUUCGUGGUUUAGGCUCGAACCAGAAUCCCUGCUCACAGCCACACAUCGGGGUAGCCGCCCUGGCGACCCCUUGGCAGACUUAUUGUUCGGGUUUUGCUUUGCCAGCUAUCUUCAGUCAGUCGAACUCACCCUCGCCCAGCGCGGACUCUCGACGGCUGUGCCCAUCGAGGAACAUGCAGCGCCUUGGCACUCUUGGGAGGUACCUUCCUCCAUUCAACACGCCUCCUGGGCGGAUGAUUAUGCCCACCUACAGCAAGCUCCAGAGGCCCCUGAUCUCGAGCUUGUUGUUGUUCAGGCGGUUCAGGUCCACCUGGAACGGGCAUCGUCGGUUGGCAUGGCCUUGACUUUUGCAGCUGAUAAGACGGCCACGCUGCUCCCACUGACCUGCACUCGGGCUCCGCUACCAGUCACGCCGCAAAACCCUAAGGGACUCCCUGGCCUCUUCGUGCAGGAUGACAUCACUGGCUUGAGCCAUUUCUUGCCAAUUGUGGAUUCCUACCGCCACCUAGGGGGCGUGGUCACGGCCAACUGCACGCCCUCCGUUGACAUUGCGUAUCGGUUUUCCAUGGCAUCUGCGGUUCUACGCCCCCUUCGGAGGCGGUUGUUUGCUACCCAGAGUGUGCCAUUGACCACCCGCAUUGUUCUUCUUCGGAGUUUGGUGAUCUCGCGGUUUGUCUUUGCUUGCGCGGUGGUUGAUCUCAACUCAGCCAUUCACCGUCGAACAUGGUGCAGGCACUAUGUCGAACUAUGGGGAGCAUUGCAGAAGACCUGCAGGCCGCAGGAUCGCCCACAUUCCUUUCGCCUCUUGCUACAGGCUGAUGCACCGUCACCGUUACUGGCGCUGGCUUUGUCGCGGGCGGUCUUCUUGAAGCGGCUUCUGACUUACGGCCCUGCUGCAGUGUUGCAUCUUCUCCACAUACACUGGCGUACUCGGCCAAUGUCGUCAUGGCUGACGCAGUUGUGUAAGGAUAUGCAGGCCGUGGCGGUCUAUGUGCCAGCUGUGACCUUGCUCCUCAACAAUGGGUGCCCGGUCACGGCACUUGUGGAAGCAGUCCAGGACAACCCGAAUUGGUGGCCGAGCCAGAUCAAGCUCGCCAUCAAAGCGUAUAAGCAGGACUUGCGAGCAUGGGCUCAGAAGGCUGAAAGCGCCCAGGACGCCCCUGCUCCUGUGCAGGUGGGCUCUCUCCCUUUUAAGUGUCGAUGGUGCUCCGCCACCUUCGCACUGCAUAAGGCCGUAGCCCUCCAUGAGUCCCGCAAGCACGGGUCGCUGUGUCCUGCAAGGCACUAUUCCCAGGUUCCGUGGUGCAUCGCCUGUCUGAAGUACUGCCACACACUCGAGCGGGUGCAGUAUCAUCUCCGCCGAAGCCGUGAGUGCCUGCUGCGCAGCGCACACCUCGUGCCGCCCCUCUCGAUAGUACAGAUUCGGGAGGGCGAGAGCGACGAAGCGCUUCGUCGCAAGAAGAUUAAGCACGGGGGAUGGCAGUGUUACUCUGCGGCCACGCCUGUCUUGCAGUGUCAGGGGCCGCUUGCCCCUACGUACCACGAGGCCAUCGAAGGCCUCGAUGAGGACGAGCUCACUCUCGAGCGCCUGAAGACCCUGUUUCGUCCACUGCCCGAGACUGUUGCCUGGGUCGAGGAGUCCGUUAACAGAGAGUCUAAGGAAGGGGCCAGAUCUGGCACGGCGGAUUUCUGGCUACAAAG
This is a messenger RNA of Symbiodinium sp. CCMP2592, 7475 nucleotides long. NCBI's taxonomy places the organism in Eukaryota, Dinophyceae, Suessiales, Symbiodiniaceae. The record is from the annotation of a GenBank genome assembly.